AUGCCUAUGUACUUCGCCUCCUGCGACAGCCGCAGAGUGACCCCGUCCAAGGACGAGAGUCUGAACCCCGGUAUCUUAUAUCUACGCAAAAAGAGCACCAGCUCCGUCUUUUCUGGCUUCAAAAAAUGCUAUUUAAAGGACUUGGGAAACGAUGUGGUAUCCUUGCAUAUCCAUGUAGAACUUCACCAACUUCCAAUCAACAAUAUAACGACCAAUGGACAGCUAUUUCAUCAAGGUAACAUUUUUCGUCCCUAUAUGUACAACACCACUGUUAACUUGUGCGAAUUCUUUCAAUAUCCCAAACGUCAAAUGUUCUGGAAAAUUAUUUUUGACAAUUUCAUCAUGCCUUUUUCAAAUAUUAAUCACACCUGUCCAUACGAUCAUGACAUUAUCAUGGACAAUGCCACUUUGAAAGCUGAGGCGUUUCGUUUGAUUCCAUUUCCCAAUAACGAUUACAUGGUCCAACUGAAAUUUGCUGCCUAUAAUGUGUAUAGAGCAAGUGUUAAAAUUUAUUUCAAAAUAUUUUAA
Stomoxys calcitrans (stable fly) is the source of this 528-nucleotide messenger RNA. RefSeq lists its product as uncharacterized. Lineage: Eukaryota; Metazoa; Arthropoda; Insecta; Diptera; Muscidae. The coding region runs from base 1 to 528 and encodes 175 amino acids. The record is from RefSeq and is a predicted model, not a curated record. The transcript is spliced from 4 exons.